AUGGAUGCCCUCCGCAAUUCUAUGAGCGGCUGCGAGAAACUCUUCUUGUGUCUACAUCCCCAACUCGACGAUUUAGAUUAUGAGCGUCGACAAGCCGAGAAGAUCCUCAAGAUCGCAAAGGAGAUGGAUGUCAAGCAGGUGGUUACUUCCACGAGUCUCGAUGAUAAGGGAGUGGAGCAGGCUGUUGUUGAUGGCAAUUAUGAAUAUUGGACAUUUCUCCGUCCUGCUUUCUUCAUGUCGAAUUUCCUAGAGCCUAAGGUACAUAGAUACCCUGGGUUACGAGAUAAGGGAACGUGGACAACAGCAAUGACCGCCGAGGGAAAGUUGGCAUUGAUUGAUCACGUCGAUAUUGCUAAGUUUGCUACUGCAGCAUUUCAAGAACCAGAAGAGUUUCGCGGAUGCGCAAUCGGGUUGGCUAGUGAAUUUUUCACUAUUCCGGAGAUACUUGAUUGA
Botrytis porri is the source of this 453-nucleotide messenger RNA. RefSeq lists its product as uncharacterized. Bases 1 to 453 code for a protein of 150 amino acids. The transcript is spliced from 2 exons. NCBI's taxonomy places the organism in Eukaryota, Fungi, Ascomycota, Leotiomycetes, Helotiales, Sclerotiniaceae. The record is from RefSeq and is a predicted model, not a curated record.